AUGCGCACCAACACGAUGCCAGGCCUUCCAGAUAGCGUUAAAUCGCGAUUCAUAACCGUCAAUGAUCUGAACAUGCACAUCCUCGAAGCCUACCCACCAAAUGCUGACCCCUCAUCCAAACCACCGCUUCUCGUCCUCCUCCACGGCUUCCCAGAGCUGGCCUAUUCCUGGCGCAAGGUGAUCGAGCCAUUGACGAAGGCAGGAUACGCAGUCGUCGCUCCUGACCAACGUGGAUAUGGACAAACCCGAGAACAGACGCGCAAAGAAGGAAAGAUCACGUACGAGGAGGACCUCGCGCCGUUCAGGAUGCUCAACCUCGCCACGGACAUCCUCGCACUCGUAUAUGCGCUCGGGUACACGUCGGUUGAGGCGGUCGUCGGGCACGACUUUGGCUCGCCCGUGGCAGCCCACUGCGCACUCAUCCGUCCGGAUGUCUUCAAGUCUGUCGUGCUUAUGAGCGCGCCGUACACUGGUCCUCCAGCCCUCAGUAGUGCGUUUGACGAUCCUAACGCGAAGUCACUCGCUCAGCAAGCGAACGAGUGGUUGGCGCGUCUCGACCCACCACGCAAGCACUAUACAAUGUAUUUUUCAACACCCGAGGCGGACAAGGAGCUGAGAAACCCACCAGAGGGCCUGCACGUAUUCCUCCGGACGUACUACCGCGUCAAGAGCGCGGACUGGGCGCCCAACCAAUCUGCGGGGCCUCUCGCAGCCCUCUCCCCAGAAGCGCUCUCGGUGCUGCCGCACUACUAUAUCAUGCCCCUCACUCAAAGCAUGCCCGAAUCCAUCGCGUCUUACGCGGCCACUGCCAGCCAAAUGGUGAAGAACACCUGGCUACCCGACGCCGAGCUCGCCUUCUACGUCGACCAAUUCGCGCAGACGGGCUUCCAGGGCGGCCUGAACUGGUAUCGGUGCCAGACGGACGGGCUAAGGUGGUCGAAGGACCUGCGGGUCUUUGCGGGGAGGAAGAUCGAGGUGCCGGCGAUGUUCCUUGCGGGCAAGCAGGAUUGGGGCGUGUUCCAGAUCCCGGGCGCGGUGGAUAAGAUGAAGGCGGUGUGUACGCGGAUCGGGGAAGAGGGAUUCGUGUUGGUGGAUGGGGCGGGGCAUUGGGUGCAGCAGGAGAAGCCGGAGGAGGUGGUCAGGAAUUUGUUGAGCUUUUUGGAGAAGAAUAAGUAG
Cyclocybe aegerita is the source of this 1176-nucleotide messenger RNA. The record is from the annotation of a GenBank genome assembly. NCBI's taxonomy places the organism in Eukaryota, Fungi, Basidiomycota, Agaricomycetes, Agaricales, Hemipholiotaceae.